AUGGAGGAUCGUCUUGUGUUGCAAUUACCACCGUCGUUGGCUUCGCGGCUGGACCGGGUGCUGCGAGAAGAGCUCGCCGGCGCCACUGACGUCGCUAUGGAGCUCUUAUUUCAAGGUAGGUCGCACUUCCCCUUCCCCAAAGGUCGCACCUGUCCUUUCGCCCAGGUCAUACCUCCCCUUUCCCCCAGGUCGCACUUCCCCUCCCCCCAGGUCGCACUCCCCGUUCCCCUUCACAGAAUAUCCCUCUCACUCCCUCACAAUGCACUACCCUUCCCUUCCCUUCGCUUCCAUUCCCCUCCAAUCCCUUCUAUUCCCCCCACUUCCCUCUCCUUCCCUUCCCUUCUUUCGUCCUCCCUGCACUUCCCUUCCCCUAUCCUCCCUUCCCUUUCCUUCCUUUCUUUUGUCCUCCCUGCACUUCCCUUCCUCUCUCCUCCCUUCCCUUCCCUUCCGUUCCCUUCCAUUCCCUUCCAUUCGCGUCUAUUCACCUCCCUGCCUCCCCUUUUUUCUCCCUGCCUCCCCAUCUCUCCUCCCUGCAUCACCAUGGUGCAGCAGCAGGCGCAAGAGCACAUAGAGGAGCUGUGGCACUAA
This is a messenger RNA of Closterium sp. Naga37s-1, 588 nucleotides long. NCBI's taxonomy places the organism in Eukaryota, Viridiplantae, Streptophyta, Zygnematophyceae, Desmidiales, Closteriaceae. The record is from the annotation of a GenBank genome assembly.